UUUGUGGGACAGACCUGGAAGGGCUGGAAAAGAGUAGAAGGUACGUGAUCAGCUAGAAAUUGUUUUUGAGCCAGUAUCUGGAAAAGCGAGGUUCUAUUUUCCUAUACUUGCACAAUGUUCCUAUGAUAUGUACCUUCCAAUACCCACCAGCUUCCAGCCUUUACUUUCAAUAUAAAUCUUCUUCAUCUCCCUAAAGGAAAACUCAGAAGGAGGAAGGGAGAGUUUUUAUUGCUGUUCUGUCCUAAGGACAGAAGGGGAAGGAGCAGGGACAGAAGAGCUUGCAUAUAUUCCCUUGUGAUGAAGAGAGAAGUUAAAACAUGACUGCUACAACCUACCAAAUCCUCCCUCAGAUGUCUAUCCCCUUAACUCCUAAUCUGUUCUCAAAUAUCUGCUACCACCAUCCACUAUACCAUGUGGUUAGAAGCACACUGGAAGAACAUCCGUCAAACCCUGCUGCUUCUUUUCACUGCUGCUCUUCUCAUUGGGGUCACCAUGCUAGCCAUUUCCUCCAACAUUAAUCCAGUAGGCUACUUCUUCCUAGGGGUAGGUGGAGUGUGCCUGAUUGGCUAUUUGCUGAGUGUGCUUAUUGAGUGUUACCUGAAGCAUCGACAUGACACAAAUGAGAUACCUCCAAACAGUCAAAGCCAAGAGGGGAUAAAUGCUGCCUAUGAAGCACCUACAUACGAGGAGGUGAUGACUAUGUCAGCGCCAGCAAUAUGGACAAUAGCAUCCAAUCCAGGCUCAGUGCCCUCACCACUGAGCGAACCUCCCCCUUAUAACGUCGUUAUUGAAUCAACUGCCCAAGGAGAGACUGCGGUGGUAAUUCCUGGGGUCUCAGUGGCAUCAAACACGAGGAGCACCUCUGAGCCAGACAGGAACUCCAGGAUACACUUGCAACUGGUUCUGCCCCGAAGCCAGCAGCGCUUUAUUUCAGACACCAAUGAAAUGAAAGGUAAUGCAGAUAGGUAUGAGCCACUGGAACCACUCACUCCACCACCUGCUUAUGAGAGUGCCAUCUAUGAUGAGGUCUUUGAAGACGUUUUCCAGCCCUCCAUAUUAGAUUAAUUCCACUUUCUAUGAAUGCAGGACCAAACAUUCACCUUAAUAUAUUAAGUUUGUCUUUCCAUUCUUUGAAGCAAAGCUGAACUAGCACCUAAUUCACUAGAGCCCUUUUGCACAAAAUAUAACUCACUGCAAUACCACAGUGCCUCAUCUUGGCACAAGAUAAACAAAGACACAGAAAAGAACAUUGUGAUAUACAGCAGCAACUCAAACUGGAGAUGCACCUUUUGUGAGGAAGAAAGUGAAUCGUAAAGAAAGACAACCUGCAUCAGAAAGGAGAGGAACAGAAGCAUUACAAACACCAGCAUCACAGAGCAUUGUGAUCAUCAACCACCUUACAUUUCUUACUAAGAGACUGAGACUGCAGUUCCAUGAUUAUAGAAGUGUUGGUACAACACACAUUUACUUUCUGUGAUGUUUUGUUGCCACCCCUCUGCUGCACUCCCACCACUGCUUUAGUUGUGCUGUGACUAAGAAGAGGGUGGCUGUGCUCAUUUGAAAGCUAGCACCACCUACUACCUACCACUUCACUGCUAACCAGCUUGAGGUUGAAAAGCUCACAGCAGGAAUGGGAUUAUAAUAUUACACAUGCUGUUCAGAAUGUUCUAUGUAGUCUCCAGAUUGUUGACUGAAGGAAGAAAACAGCAUCUUUUUCUCAUAGAACGUAUACAUACCCUCUGUCUGGAGCACCAAUUUUUACAGUUCUACAGGAGAGUUUAUUUAUGCUACAGUGCAGGCUCAAACAGACUGCUCAAGAUAUUUCAUAGUCAUCAUGGCACACAUCAGUGUAAAAAGGUCAACAACUAGAGUUCAUUGUAACAACCCUGUGAGUGGAGGUUUCUUUCUGGAACCUGGAAAGGACCAGCCUCUGUGUCAAGGCUGUGACUGCAGCAGAGAGCACUUGCAAAUAGGAGCCACAAAGCAGAGAUGGCCUUCAUCAAGACAGCUCUCCUUUUGAGCCAGGUUUGAGCUCUCUCAAUUAGCGGUGCUAAACAGUGUUUUUAAAUGGGCCAGUUAAACUAUUAGGAUCUGCAGUGCUGAAGUGGUUUGCAGUAUGCAAAGAGACACUGAGAUCUGAUGAAUGUCAAAGUUUUUCAGAAACAGAGAAAAAUGGUCAUCCAAAUCUCCUUAUGAUUGAGAAUAACCAUCAUCACAGCAUUGUUUCCUAUGACUACAACAUUUUUCACUCAUUUCAUAAGCUAAAAGCAAAUAAAUUAUUUCUUAUUGCU
Messenger RNA from Lagopus muta (rock ptarmigan), 2291 nucleotides. It is a transcript of the gene TMEM139, whose product is annotated as transmembrane protein 139. NCBI's taxonomy places the organism in Eukaryota, Metazoa, Chordata, Aves, Galliformes, Phasianidae. The record is from RefSeq and is a predicted model, not a curated record. The transcript is spliced from 3 exons. Bases 412 to 1065 code for a protein of 217 amino acids.